Messenger RNA from Cuscuta epithymum, 8476 nucleotides. Lineage: Eukaryota; Viridiplantae; Streptophyta; Magnoliopsida; Solanales; Convolvulaceae. The record is from the annotation of a GenBank genome assembly.
GUUGAUGUACUCCUAAUUUACCAUAUUUAUGAUCUUGUUUUGUCACACUUUUAAUACUUUAUUUCUCAUUUUUAAAUAAAAAGGAUUGAUCUUUAUCAUCUUGGACAUUUUAAGGUAUUGUACUUGUUUUGGUAUAUUUUUGAGUUUCAGGAUAAUUCGGAACGUAUAUUAAUUUCUGAAAAGAAAUAAAUAUUACUCCCGAGUGAAGACGGAAAAAUCAUCAAAGUGAAGCGAGUCCUUACUUUAUCUUCGAAAUAUUUAUACAGAGACCCGAAGUUCAUUUCAGAAUAAAUCAGACUGUCCACAAUAAAAUGUACCGGUUAACUGUUUGACCAGUUAACUGAUCAAACAGCUAACUGGCCAAAUAAAGAAGUGGCGAACAAAGAGCCAAGCUGACAACAUUAUUCACUCCAUUAUUGUGAAUAAGGCUCCACCGUAGAAGAAAUCUCAAGAAGAAAACAAAUUGAGAUCAAAUAAUUGAAUUGCAUCCACUUGGAACCAAAGCUGUCUUCAUCAUCUUUCAUUAGCCGAACAGAGGAGCACAGCGGCCGACGAAGAAAAAUGCACAACUGAAAAGUGGCCGGUGCUAUUUGCAGGAAGAAAAAUGAGAAAUCGGCAAUCACAUCUGGUGAAGAUUGAAAUCAGUGGCCAUCCAAAUUAAAUGAUCUUUAUCUUCAUUCGGAGAUAUUUCUGAGCUAUACCCUUCUUUUGCUAGUAUAUAAAGGGGUCAUUCAGGAGCUUCAAGGAGACACCUAGUAGAUAGAAAUCAUCCUUGCUUCUUUUCUUUAGCUUUGUUUAUUAAUAAAAGUGAUUCUCUCAAGAACACUUGUGUAUAUUUCAGUUCGUAAUUCUCAUUUUCAGAAGUUUAUUUAGCUUCCAAUAUACUCCAUAUUAAUAAUAAAGUUCAUUCAAGAAAUUCACAUUUGGGUUCGAUCAGUGCCAGCUUUAUACAAGGAUUGCAUCUUUUUCUGUUCCAGUUCAUCUAUGUUCUACAUUAUUUAUGCCUUCAGGUUCUUAUUCCAAUACUCAUUUUAUUUUCUUUAACCUGUUAAAUUAAUUAUGCCUAUUAUCAGUUUUACUUUUAUUUCAUUUACUGUAAUUAUGUGUAACUAAAUUAGUUUAGGUUUGGGCAAGAUGUAAAUUUUACUGUUAAUGUUCAUAUGAUAAUAAUUGGUUAAAACUUUUACUUGGUUAAUUUUAGGGGUGUUGGGUUGAAUGUUCUAAUCUGCUAAAUACAUUAUAUUGGGAAAUGAAUAUUAUCACGGGAGUGAAGUUUCAUUAAAAAUCCCUUUAGUUAAUUCACCCACUAAAUUGCUACACGGAAGUGUUAAGGAAUUUAGGAUAAUUUGAUUUUGUACUUUUUACUGUCUUAAUAAAAUUAUCGCGGGAGCGGAAUUAAUUUAAGAUAGUGUAAUCAACUAAGUCGUGGGAACGAUUAGAAGAUUACCAUUUGAAAAUCUUUCACACACCUAAAAGUAACCAAGUUAAUCAGUUAAAUCUUUAUUAUUAUGAACAUGAAAAUAAAAUUACUCUUAGCCCAAGCCUAAUUUUCACUAUAUCAUUAAUUGUUAAAUUAUCAAGUAUUGUGAUUUAUUUUAUUUCCUAGCAAUUUCACAUUUAUAAAAACAAGAUAAAAAAUCUGUUCACUUAGCUCCAUUGCAAAAUGUUAUCAAUUUGUGAUUAGCUAAAAAUCAAUCAUUAAUUCUAGUUCUCUUUUUGAGCCAUUCUCUAGCGGAACGAUACUCACUUACUCUAUACUAUAUCGUUACAAGUCAAUUAAAACAUCAUUUCCAUUCACAUUUUUACACCAUUUCACACUACACAUUUUGGCAUGUCACGAUUUUGGCGCCGUUGCCGGGGAAUGGCAUAGUUUUAUUGAUUGAUUAUUAGUUAAUUUUAGUGUUUGUUUUUAUUUAUUUGGAGACUAGGUGUUUUUAUUUCCUGUUAUCAUCACUUGUUUUUAGUUUCCAAUUGUAAAAAACAAAAAAAUACACACAAAAAAGUAGUGUAUGCAUACUCGCUCUCAAGGGAGUGAAGGAUUGCAACCACUUAACCUUGAUUUUGAAAAAGAAUUAAGGAAAAGAAGAAAGGCCCAAAUCCUUGAACUUAAAAUUCCAAAUCAGAUCAUGGAGGACCUUCACAACAAUCCCAAUAAUCCAAAUAGCCAAAACCAAAUUUCAAAUCCAAAUCCAAAUCCUACGCCACCACAAAAUACCCCUAUAAAUACACCCAUUGAUACUCCAAGAGAUAGACAUAAUCCUUUCUUUGGAGAUCAAAGACCCCCUGAAUUUGAAAAUUUCCAACAAAUUCCUCCUCUAACACAACCCAACCCUUAUCCACCACACCCCUACCAAAACUACCAAAUUCACCAAAACCAACCUCCACCAUAUCCAUAUACAUAUCCUUAUCCUUACCCACCUCCUCCAUUUAUACACCCAUAUCAACCUCACCCAUAUGGCCAAUACUACCAACACCCACAUAAUCAACAAGGUCAAGGGCAGUUCAUGAGACAACAACAACAACAAGGAAGAAGACUUCUUGAUUAUGUUGCAGGUGAAAUUGAGGAACAAGAUAGCAUUCUCUAUCCAGGCGUGGAUGCAGCAAAUUUUGAGAUCAAACCAGCACUUAUCUCAUUGGUCUCAGCCAACAAAUUUGGCGGAUCAAAGAAUGAAGAUCCGACGAGCCAUGUGAAGCAAUUCUUGAGAGUUCUCCAAACUCUUAAGCUUAAUGGAGCCUCUGUUGAUGCCAUCAGACUCAGAUUGUUUCCAUUCUCACUGAGGGAUGAAGCAUUGAGUUGGUUGAACUCUAAACCAUCCGGUUAUUUCAACACAUGGGAGAAGUUGCAUAGAGAUUUCAUGAAGGAGUUCUAUCCUCCUUCUAAGGCAUCAAAAAUGAAGAAACUGAUCCAACAAUUCAGACAACAACCAUCAGAAUCUCUUUAUGAAUCAUGGAAGAGAUUUAAAGAUCUUCAAGUUCAAUAUCCACAUCAUAAUAUGAGCAUGGGUGAUCUCAUUGUCUCAUUUUAUGAGGGAUUACAUGAUAAUUCCAAAAUUGUUGUGGAUGCCUCUGCUAAUGGAGCUUUCAUGGAGCUUGAUCCUCAAACUGGAAAAGAGAUGCUUGAGAAAAUUUGCAACAACAGUGCAUCAUGGUAUUCUGAAAGAUCCACUCAAAAGCUAGGAGCGGGAAUUUAUGAGGUUGACCAAACAACAGCUUUAACAGCAAAGGUUGAUUCUCUCACAAACAUGAUCCAAAAGCUCACUGAGAAACAAUCAUCAUCAACUUCUAGCACAUCAACAAAUCCAUCAUCAUCUUUAGCUCAAGUUUUGUUUUGUGAACUCUGUGGAGGAGGGCAUUCUUUUAAGGAAUGCAAUCUUCUAGAACUUACACAAAACGUUCCUUCUGGCCCCACAGUAGAACAAGCUGAUGCUAUAUAUGGUAGACCUCAAGUACCAUAUCAAGGAAACUAUAAUCCUCAAGGGAAGACACAUCCAGGAUUUUCAUGGAGUAACCCAUCAGGUGCAGCAAAUUCACCAUAUUCAUCCAAACCAACACCUCCUGGAUUUCAAAAUCAGCAAGGGUACCCACCGCAACAGCAAUUACCACCACCACCUCAGCAACAACAACAAUUUGUUGGAGUUAAUGACUUCCAGAGAAUGAUGCAAGGUAUCACUAAUCAAUUCUCUCAACUCACCGCUCAACUCAAUCAAAUUCAAGCUCACAACAAAAUGCUUGAGAGCCAGAUUGCUAGUUUUGCUUCACCAUCUACUAGCAAAGCUCAAGGCAAGUUGCCUGCCUACUCUGAACAUCCUAGGGAGAAUGUCAGUGCAAUCACUACAAGGAGUGGAAAACAACUUUCUGAUCCACCACUUGUAGUUGAGAAAGAGAAGAUACCUGAAAAAGAGACUUCACCACUAAAGGAGAACAAUGAAGAAGAUCUGAAUUCUCACUCACAUGAAGGCAAGAAAAAGGUAAUACAACCAUAUGUUCCACCUUUACCAUUUCCUCAUAGAGCAAAGAAGAACACAAUUGAUGAGAGGAGGGAUAAAUUCCUUAAAUGGAUCGGUCAACUUAACACAACAAUCCCACUUCUUGAUGCUCUAAAACAUAUGCCUUCAUAUUCCAAAUUUCUAAAGGAAAUUCUUUCAAACAAGAAGAAGUUUGAGGAGAAAGCUACCGUAGCCAUGAGCGAGGGAUCCAGUGCUAUAAUUCAGAAGAAACUUCCAGAAAAAUUGAAGGAUCCAGGUAGCUUUACUAUACCAUGCAUAAUUGGAGGGUUCAUGGUCAACAAAGCUUUAUGUGACCUCGGGGCUAGUGUUAGCCUUAUCCCUUAUUCUAUGAGCAAGCGCCUUAGUCUUGGUAUUCCCAAAGCUACUUCAAUGACCAUUCAGCUUGCUGACCGAUCUGUUAAGUACCCUGUUGGUAUUCUUGAAGACAUUCCUGUACAGGUUGGAAAAUAUUUCAUCCCUUGUGACUUUGUCGUCCUAGACAUGGAUGAAGAUGAGCGAGUACCUGUCAUAUUGGGAAGGCCUUUCUUGGCCACUGCUGGUGCCAUCAUUGAUGUUAAAAAGGGUACAUUAAAAAUUGAAGUGGGGGAUGAAAGGGUUGAGUUUAAUAUUUUCCAAACGGUGAAAAAUCUUACAUGUGUGGAAGAUUGUUGGAGGAUUGAUAUAGCUGAUGAAUCUGUGAGAGACUUCACGAGAAUCUUUCACAAGGAUCCUAUGGAGGUUUGUGUUGUGGAGGAAGUCGAAAAAGAUCAUGAGGAUGAAGAGUUAGUGGAGCGUGUAAAAAAGAAAGGGAGUUGUAAAAGCUUUCACGAGGGGAAGGAAGUGAAAAAACGGAGGAAGGGAGGAAAAUUGCUAUCAGUGGCCAAAGAGUUAAGAAAUAUUCUCAAGGAGAGGACGCAAAGAAGAAACUCAUUGUUUGACUGGAUCAUCCUUCGUAUGAGUAAACCAAUCAGGUAAUGUCGGGCACACGACGUUAAAAAUAGCGCUUCUUGGGAGGCAACCCAAGUUUAUUUACUUUCAUUUGAAUGUGUGUUUUGCUUGUGUGUUUGCAUUGAAUAAUUUUAUUUUCCCACCCAUUUACUCACCCGUCCUGUAUAUAUUUGUCACAUCGAGGACGAUGUUUCAUCUUAAGUGUGGGGGGAGAAUAUGCAUGUUUGUUUGUUUGUGAAUUGCCUUAUCAUCUGUUUAACUUUCAAAUCAUGCAUUCUAUUCUUUCACAUGGUAUGUGGAUUGUUGGCUGGACUUGUCUCUUAAUAUUUGGAUUGAGAAUCAUAAUUUUUGAGCGUUGAGUAAAAUUUUGGUCAAAUUUUAAACUUUGUACAAACACAAAACAUCUCAUGCACGUAAAUGGUUAUCUAGUGAAACUGUUGUUCAAUAUGUUUAAGAUUGUGUAAAACAAGAGUGCUAUGUGCUUUUAUUUUCCUUGACAUGAUUUUCUGACUUGGCACAUUAGGAAAUGAUAUAGGCCAUUUUUCAUAAACCCAUAUACCUAGCCUUACCCAUGUGAUAAAUAUCCCUUGUUCAACCCCUUUGAGCCAUUUUUUUUAUAAGCGUUAUACGCUUAACCCUGUUUUUCUCAUUUUCUUUCAUAAAAACCUGUUAUAUGUGACCCUGAGCCUAAAAGCCAAACACUUUCCAACCACCCUAGAAUGAACUUGCAUAAAUUUUAAUGAGUUUAGAGAGUGUUAUUUACAUUUGGGAGCUUCAAUUACACUUUUGUGAUUACUUAGUUGUUAAUAUUCAUUUAUAGGGGUAGUUGUUCUUGUUGUAUCAUCAUUGUACAUAUUAUUCUUGUAAAUUCUUAUGGUUAGAAGCACUGAAAAGCCUUGAACAAAAACAAAAAAAAUCAAAAACAAAAAAAAAACAAAAAAAAGAAAAAAAAAAGAAAAAAGAAAAUGAAAAAAAAAAAAUCUAAACAAGGCUAAAUAUCCAUGUAUAUGCUUCUCUCUUUUGUAUAUUUUUCUUGUACAUUAAUUUACUCUUUUUACUAGUUACUACACCUAACUGUUCAAAAUAACAAGUGUUGUAUAGAUUAUUGUCAAAAGCUCCUACUCACUACUUAGUACCUCUCUAAAUUUGUUAAAUUUAUGUCAAGUUCAUUUCUUUUGUUUCCUCAUUAAUUCCCUUUGUUCAUAAGCCUAUCCCACAGACCUCAUUAUAACCCAAUGUUAAAAGUCCUAAUUGAUCCUAAUUGUGUUUUGUCUGAAAUAAGUUGAUAGGAAAAUCUUAUUUUGCAUAAUUUUGCAUGAUUGAACAAACGAAGCUAGAUUCCAUUUUCACACCACACACUUUGCGUUUGUUAGAGUUGAGAUUUGACCAAAACGUUUCAAAUGAUAUGCAAAACAUUUUUAUGAUUCUCACUACUCUUAUUUUGUGACAAGUCAAGGGAUUUUUGAUUGAUCAAGUGGAGUGAAAAGAAAGUGUGCAUAAUUUGAGGGUUGUACAUAUGAUUUGGCAAAUUCAUUUUUUUUUCUUCUUCUUGCUUGCUUGUUUGUUUGUGUGAAUGUAAAUAUUUUUGCUUGAGGACAAGCAAAAUCUUAAGUAUGGGGGAGUUGAUGUACUCCUAAUUUACCAUAUUUAUGAUCUUGUUUUGUCACACUUUUAAUACUUUAUUUCUCAUUUUUAAAUAAAAAGGAUUGAUCUUUAUCAUCUUGGACAUUUUAAGGUAUUGUACUUGUUUUGGUAUAUUUUUGAGUUUCAGGAUAAUUCGGAACGUAUAUUAAUUUCUGAAAAGAAAUAAAUAUUACUCCCGAGUGAAGACGGAAAAAUCAUCAAAGUGAAGCGAGUCCUUACUUUAUCUUCGAAAUAUUUAUACAGAGACCCGAAGUUCAUUUCAGAAUAAAUCAGACUGUCCACAAUAAAAUGUACCGGUUAACUGUUUGACCAGUUAACUGAUCAAACAGCUAACUGGCCAAAUAAAGAAGUGGCGAACAAAGAGCCAAGCUGACAACAUUAUUCACUCCAUUAUUGUGAAUAAGGCUCCACCGUAGAAGAAAUCUCAAGAAGAAAACAAAUUGAGAUCAAAUAAUUGAAUUGCAUCCACUUGGAACCAAAGCUGUCUUCAUCAUCUUUCAUUAGCCGAACAGAGGAGCACAGCGGCCGACGAAGAAAAAUGCACAACUGAAAAGUGGCCGGUGCUAUUUGCAGGAAGAAAAAUGAGAAAUCGGCAAUCACAUCUGGUGAAGAUUGAAAUCAGUGGCCAUCCAAAUUAAAUGAUCUUUAUCUUCAUUCGGAGAUAUUUCUGAGCUAUACCCUUCUUUUGCUAGUAUAUAAAGGGGUCAUUCAGGAGCUUCAAGGAGACACCUAGUAGAUAGAAAUCAUCCUUGCUUCUUUUCUUUAGCUUUGUUUAUUAAUAAAAGUGAUUCUCUCAAGAACACUUGUGUAUAUUUCAGUUCGUAAUUCUCAUUUUCAGAAGUUUAUUUAGCUUCCAAUAUACUCCAUAUUAAUAAUAAAGUUCAUUCAAGAAAUUCACAUUUGGGUUCGAUCAGUGCCAGCUUUAUACAAGGAUUGCAUCUUUUUCUGUUCCAGUUCAUCUAUGUUCUACAUUAUUUAUGCCUUCAGGUGGCUAUACUGACGUGGAAGCCUGUGGUUCGCUGGUGUCUCAACCACCAAAUCUUCAGCAUUAAAUGCACUUCCCGCCAGAAUCUAGUGUUGAGGUUUCCCGCCUAAGUAGCGGGGACGUUCGUCCACCCGAGGAGCGAGCUGGAUUGCUUCAGGUGGCCUCUAAGGGAUAUUGGCCGCCCGUCUCCUGGCCUUUGUGGAUUCUCGUCAUGCGGGCUGGACUGCCUCCGAUGGCUAGGGGCUUGUUCUGACGACGUUCGUCGUUACUCCGGUGGUCCGUGGUCCUGCUCCUUGUCCCUGCAUGGACGUUCGUCGAGACGGGCCAUUGAGCCCGAACCCCAACAGAAGACGUUCGUCCCUCCUGGAGGAACCUGGGCUUGCCAGGCUAGCUGUGUGCUAUCUGGACGUGCGUCCGGAAGAAGGGGUAAAUGGGCCGAACCUCAACUUGGGCCAUUAACCCAACAAAACCAAACAUAAAUUGUUUACACUUACCAUGGCCAGCCCGAGACGACAAAGUGGCAAAAUAUAGAUGGAUCAUCAUCAUUCUACAAAAUAUAAAUAACAAGCGUGCAUUUUGGCCAGAGAAAAAAAAAACAAGCGUGCAAUUUUACUGAUGACUGGUAAGAUGGGAAACUUUUACUUUAUGGAGACGUUUGGCAAUUGGCGGUCGACGGUUGAUUGUUGGCUGAUUAUGUUGGUUGAUUGGUAACAGCGGAUUCUGUUGGCUGUUUUGAUGAGUUGAUAAUAUUAGCUGUUUAUAAAAUAGUGUUUUGUUAUAUGAUUGUUUACAAUCGGCUCAUAAAUCGUAAAAUUACUUUUAAGGACAUCAAACAAUUUGUUUUGUUUAUUACGUAGUACUUACUUCUAUAUUACGUACUCCGUAUAUGUUUAACACAUUUUGCUAAAAUUAU